This is a messenger RNA of Iphiclides podalirius (scarce swallowtail), 393 nucleotides long. Lineage: Eukaryota; Metazoa; Arthropoda; Insecta; Lepidoptera; Papilionidae. The record is from the annotation of a GenBank genome assembly.
AUGGACCUAGGGCUCUUUGGGUCUGCUGCAGGAUCAAGUCACAUCAGGAAUAAGCACCGUGUGUUGUUUCCAGUACAAUUCACGGAGUCCCAAAGGGGCAACGCGUUGGUCAUGCUUCACGGCCACAAAUUCAAACGGACCUCGCAGUAUGGGCGCAAGACCUGGUGGCACUGCGUCAAGAGAUACACGAAGGGUUGCCCCGCUCAAAUCAUUUUCGGUAGAUCCCGGCGCGGCAAUCCCGUCAUCAUAAUGGGGGGCUAUCGAUACACCAAAGCGGGUGAGAGAGGGUCGAUGCGACGUUGGGUGUGCGACAAGAAACAGCUGCUGCGGUGCCCCGCCAUCAUUACGACGAUACGAGACUCCCUGUUGAAGACUUCUAGCUCUCACAACCAU